Molecule: messenger RNA, 1169 nt
Organism: Enhydra lutris kenyoni (northern sea otter)
Lineage: Eukaryota; Metazoa; Chordata; Mammalia; Carnivora; Mustelidae
Product: TP53 regulated inhibitor of apoptosis 1
Exons: 2
Coding region: 53-283 (76 amino acids)
Source: RefSeq, a predicted model, not a curated record
GACGCACUCAAGAGUGACGACAUCAGAGCGCGCCGCUACUGCCGCCGCCGCCAUGAAUAGCGUAGGGGAGGCCUGCACCGACAUGAAGCGGGAGUACGACCAGUGCUUCAAUCGCUGGUUUGCCGAGAAGUUCCUCAAGGGGGACGGCUCCGGAGACCCGUGCACUGACCUCUUCAAGCGCUAUCAGCAGUGUGUUCAGAAAGCAAUAAAGGAGAAGGAGAUUCCCAUUGAAGGACUGGAAUUUAUGGGCCAUAGCAAAGAAAAGCCUGAAAGCUCUUCUUGACCUUGACAGUCACCUUGAAAAUAGACUCCUCCAAUCAGGAAAUUGAGGACACUGGAUUUCGUCAAUUAAGGCUGUGAAAAUAGCCAAGGAUUUGAUGAGGAGUUUAGGAGGCAGUAGUCUUCUUUCCUCAUUGAUUUCCUCACUUGUAAAAGAUGAUGAACCAUCACUCUUUGCUUUGAGAUUUCUCACUUGCUCUGGCAUCGUACAGGAACUCCAUGUGCUUAAACUGAAUGAUUGCUUGGGACUAUGGUUGCGGUACUUGGUCUAGGAUCAGCUUUAAAUAUCCUUUUUUAUGUAAAUACUGAUAAACUUGUCAGGAUGAUCAGGGUUGCCUGACCUCUUGAGUUUUGCUGGGAAGGACAUUAGGUACAUUGUACUAGGUUAUUAUUCAUGGAAGCAAUUUGUUAGGAUCUCUCUUUUCUCUCAGGGAGCUAAGGCUCUGAAAAGGGAUCCCAGCACAACGGUUUUAAUCAAUGCUUGGGAUCACGGUUUUACUUUUAUAAUAACUUUUAAGAUUGCUGGUGGACUGAGUUAGCCAAGAGGAAGACAGCUUUAAGAGUUCCCUGCCUUAAGAGAUGUCAGAUUUCUGAUUAAGAUGUGAAAGCUUGAAGAAUGUUACAGUACACACCAUUUUGGAGCUCAUAGUGUAGUUUAGGAAUGAAGAUUGUUGUAAUAACAAUGAAGGAAGAUCUUAAAUUGCCAAGAUUUGCUUUUGCCAGCUUUCAGCCCAAGUCAAUUAAUUAAGCCAUCCUGUAUUAUCUUAAAACUGCCAAAAUGCUGCAUCUAGUUAAAUGGGAGAAAUUUGUCCUAUUUGCUUUGUGUACCCACCCUGCCCUGUAAUGUCUGUAAUCAUGAAGAUGGAAUAAAUUGUAAUACUUAGUUUCAU